AUGUUUAAACCUUCAGAGCACCUACGAGCAAUGGACGACCAUGAUGAAAGCAGCUUGGGCUCCGACUCGUCGUCGUCGUCGGGAAUAGAUCCUUCCUCGCUUCGAAGCAGCAGUAUUGAAAAGCACGAAGACGAACCGGAUGAAUCCAAACAACGGGUUGCCAAGACGGAAACGAGGCAUGUCCUCUACUCCAAGAUCCUCGUGGGUAUCGUCCUCUGUGCUUCGGCUGCCUUUGCCGGCGUCUUUACGUACAAGUUCAUUAGCAACCAGGAAACGGCAGAGUUUCAGCAAAAGUACGAGUACUAUGCGGAUGAACUGAUCAGCGUCUCGGAAACCAAGGCUACCGAUGCCUUUCUCCACUUGGCAACGUUUGGUGUCGAGAUUACCUCACUCGCCAGUUAUGGUGGUAUGCAGUGGCCAUUCGUGACGGUGGACGACUACCAUGUCCGCGCCAGUGACUUUGGCAAUCUCACCGGAGCCAUAUACGCUACCAUUUGCCCCAUUAUCGAAGAGCCCGAGCGAGAGGCAUGGGUCAACUAUUCCCUGACCGAAAGCAACAAGGAAUGGCUCCAUGAAGGAUACGACUAUCUCGGCAUUACAGACGGUGACGAUACCAUUGUCCCCUUUUUGUUCAACUUUGACGCUGUAAAUGGGACCAUUGCGCCCGUCACCGAGCCGGGUCUGGUCACGACGCUGUCGCAGAUCUUCCCCACUACCAAUGCCUUUGUCAACUUUAAUCUGGACAGUAUGCCAGUCUUUGCAGAACCCAAGAGAGCGUCCAGCAAAGCACGGAGAGGCAUCCUCACGGCAUUGGAUUUGGCCGAUGUCAACAUGGUGGACUUUCCCACCAGUUUGGUCUUUGAACCCAUCAUGGAAUCUUUUGCGGAAGACGACAGUGCCGCCAUUGUGGCAUACUUGUUGGUCCACUUUCCGUGGAACAUUUUCUUUGACAAUGUCCUCUCGGAUGACUCGCAUCCCGUCCAAGUCGUCGUGUCCAACGAAUGCGGCGGGGUCUUUACUCUGGCCAUUGUGGGCGCCAAUGUCGAGUUUCUGGGACAUGCCGACCUCCACGAUCCUUCCAUGAAUGAGUGGGUCGUCACCAGUCCGUUUGCCAAACACUCCAACAUUUACCCCAGUGCGACGGAAGCCGACGGCGAAUCACGAUGCCUCCAUCACCUCUAUAUCUAUCCAUCGUCCCAAAUGAAAGCCGAUUACGAGACAUGGCUUCCCAUUACCAUGAGCAUUUUUGCCAUUCUCAUCUUUGCUUUGGUAUCACUCGUAUUCAUCUCCUAUGACUUUAUCCUCCAAAGACAAAACCGCAAAGUGGCCGAGACGGUCCAACGCAGCAACGAACUCGUUACUGGACUCUUUCCCAAAGAAUACCGCGAACGGCUGUUUGGCAAGGAAAACGGGGAAGAGGGAGUAUUCCUGCAAAAGACGCGCGCCAACAAGAGUCCGCUCCUGGCCAGUCGACGCGGCGAAAGCUUGUUUGCCGAUCGUGGAGACGGACCGGAAAUGUACACCACUCCACCUGUGGCGGAUCUCUUUAGCGACUGUACCGUCAUGGAGGCCGACAUCGCGGGGUUCACAGCAUGGUCUUCCACCCGCGAACCCACCAUGGUCUUUGAGCUCUUGGAGACUCUGUACAGGGCAUUCGAUGAGAUUGCAGAACGAAGAAGAGUGUUCAAAGUUGAAACGAUUGGCGAUAGUUACGUUGCUGUUGCGGGGCUUCCAACGCCGCGCCGAGACCAUGCAAUAAUUAUGGCACGCUUCGCGCAUGAUUGUCUGAUGAAAAUGGUCUCGUUGACCAACGAGUUGGAGGUUCGACUUGGACCUGGAACUGCGGCUCUCUCAAUGAGGGUCGGCCUCCACAGUGGGCAAGUAACAGCUGGUGUGCUGCGAGGGGAUAAUCUCAGGUUCCAGCUCUUUGGUGAUACCCUAGAAACUACUGAACUUUUGGAACAGAAAGGUGGCAAAAACAAGAUCCACAUUAGUGAAGAGACAGCGGAACUUUUGCGUGCGGGGGGCAAACCUCAUUGGCUCCAACCCAGAGAAGAAAAAAUUGCUGUUCGCUCGAAAGGAAUGGUGCAGUCCUAUUGGGUCUUUCCCAAGAAUAGCAGUGAUGCAUCCAGCACGUACAGCGGAUCGUCAUUUGAAUCCCCCAACAUGGGCAUCUUGGACAACAAGCGCAAGUCAUCAUCCAAGCCCCUUUUGCGAAACAGUGAGGCGGAAGUGCUUGCUUUUACGGAUGACGCAAGCGCUGAUCAAGAUGACUUGUUGGACCUCAAGACCCAGCGUCUGGUGGACUGGAACGUUCAGAUUUUGUCCAGGCUUCUAAAGCAAGUCAUGGCCAAGCGACAAGCUGCAGGAACGUGUGAGUCAUCGGAACCACUGUCGGAAGAGGAGCUUGCGACGGUGGGGAACGGCAAGACGCCGCUCGACGAAGUCAAAGAAAUUGUUCAGCUUCCGAUAUAUUGUGCCGCCACGAAGGAAGUCAACUAUGAGGACGUUGAGUUGAUCCCAGUUGUUAAGCAGCAACUGCAUACUCUCGUGUAUUCGUUUGCCUCCUGGUAUCGAGAUGAGAACGCCUUCCACAGCUUUGAGCAUGCAAGUCAUGUCACACUGUCAGUUACAAAGUUGCUUUCUCGUAUCGUCCGCCCCGAGGCUGUGCAUGAUUCCCCUUCCGACGAUGCAGAAGCGAAACUCCAUGAUCAUACAUAUGGGUUAACUUCCGAUCCAUUGACACAGUUUGCUGUCGUGCUGUCCGCCCUGAUACAUGACCUCGACCAUCCUGGAGUGCCCAAUGCGACCCUGGUAAAGGAAGCUACCGAGCUCGCAGGCAAAUACAAAAACAAGAGUGUGGCGGAGCAACACAGCGUGGAUCUAGCGUGGGAACUCUUGAUGAGUGACAAGUACAAGGAACUGCGCAGUUGCAUCUAUACCACACAAGCAGAACUAGAACGCUUCCGCUCCAUCAUCAUCAACGUUGUGCUAGCUACUGACAUUGCAGACAAGGAUUUGGGUGCCCUGAGAAAGGCUCGGUGGAACAGAGCAUUCAAGCUGGGUGAUGCCACAGAUCAUUCGGAUGAAAACCCAAAGGAUGAAGUGGAUCGCAAGGCCACCAUUGUCCUGGAGCAUCUUAUACAAGCUUCCGAUAUUGCGCACACAAUGCAACAUUGGCAUGUCUUCCGAAAGUGGAACGAGCGGCUUUUCCAGGAGAUGUAUCAAGCCUACACGGAUGGGAGAUCCGAUACCAAUCCUUGCAGCUUUUGGUACGAGGGAGAGAUUGGAUUUUUUGAUUUCUACAUCAUUCCUCUUGCAAAGAAAUUGAAGGAUUGCGGUGUCUUUGGGGUCUCCAGUGCUGAAUACUUGGAUUAUGCAUUGGCAAAUCGGGAGGAGUGGGUACAACGCGGGAGAGAUGUUGUGGCGGAGUAUGAAACAAAAUUUGUCAACGUCACCCAGAUGAUUGAUGUGUAG
Molecule: messenger RNA, 3477 nt
Organism: Seminavis robusta
Lineage: Eukaryota; Bacillariophyta; Bacillariophyceae; Naviculales; Naviculaceae
Source: the annotation of a GenBank genome assembly